ACCACAGAUAACAACUCUGAAAAGCACUGCACUUUUGUCAACAACAUCAUCUACUGUUCAAACAACAACCAUUUUGCCGUUAACUUCUGUAAGCAAUGACGCAGCAAAAACAUCUGAAAUGCCAAUAACAACCAUUCAAAGCACCACUUAUUUGUCAACAGCAUCAUCUACAGUUCAAUCAACAACCGUUUUUCCAUCAGUUUCUACAAGCACAAGCAAUGAUGCUGCAACAAAAUCUGAAAUGCCAUUAACAACUCAAAGCACCACGCAUAUGCCAACAACAACAUCUACUGUUCAGACAACAACUGUUUUGCCAUUAACUUCUUCAAGCACAAGCAAUGAUGCGGCAACAACAACAUCUGAAAUACCAAUAACAACAACUCAACAAAGCACUAUGCUAUUCCCAACAACUUCAUCUACAGUUCAAACAACAACCCUUUUUUCAUCAGUUUCUACAAGCACAAGCAAUGAUACUGCAACAUCUGAAAUGCCAAUAACAACCACUCAAAGCACCACUUAUUUGUCAACAGCAUCAUCUACAGUUCAAACAACAACCGUUUUGCCAUCAACUUCCACAAGCACAAGCAAUGAUGCUGCAACUACAUCUGAAAUGCCAAUAACAACAACUCAACAAAGCAUUACGUUUUUGCCAACAACAGCACCUACAAUUCAGCCAACAAACGUUUUGCCAUCAACUUCUACAAGCACAAUCAAUGAUGAUACAACAACAUCUGAAAUGCCAUUAACAACUCAAAGUACCACACAUAUGCCAAGAACAUCAUCUACGGUUCAAAAAACAACUGUUUUGCCAUCAACUUCUACAAGCACAAGCAAUGAUGCUGCAACUACAUCUGAAAUGCCAAAAACAGUUAAAGAAAGCACCACACAUUUGCCAACAUCAUCUACUGUUGAAAUGGCAACUGUUUUCCCAUUAACUUCUACAAGCACAAACAAUAAUGCUGCAACAACAUAUGAAAUGCCACUGACAACAACUCAAUGCACCACUUAUUUGUCAACAGCAUCAGCUACAGUUCAAACAACAACCGUUUUUCCAUCAGCUUCUACAAGCACAAGUAAUGAUGCUGCAACAACAUCUGAAAUGCCACAGACAUCACCUCUGAAAGGCACUGCGCUUUUGCCAACAACAUCAUCUACUGUUCGAACAACAACCAUUUUGCCGUCAACUGCUGCCAACAAUAAUGCUGCAACAACAUCUGAAAUGCCACUGACAACAACUCUGAAAAGCACUAUGCUUUUGCCAAUAACAUCAUCUGCUCACCACGCAUAUACCAACAACAUCAUCUACUGUUCAGACAAAAACUGUUUUGCCAUCAACCCAAAGCAUCAGUCAUUUGCCAAAAGCAUCAUCUACAGUUCAAGCAAGAACCAUUUUGCCAUCAACUCCUACAAGUACAAGCAAUGA
Messenger RNA from Onychostoma macrolepis, 1423 nucleotides. RefSeq names its product mucin-2-like. The record is from RefSeq and is a predicted model, not a curated record. The transcript is spliced from 2 exons. NCBI's taxonomy places the organism in Eukaryota, Metazoa, Chordata, Actinopteri, Cypriniformes, Cyprinidae. Bases 119 to 1423 code for a protein of 434 amino acids.